Messenger RNA from Eleginops maclovinus (Patagonian blennie), 639 nucleotides. Its product is annotated as collagen alpha-3(VI) chain-like. The transcript has a single exon. Bases 1 to 639 code for a protein of 212 amino acids. The record is from RefSeq and is a predicted model, not a curated record. NCBI's taxonomy places the organism in Eukaryota, Metazoa, Chordata, Actinopteri, Perciformes, Eleginopidae.
AUGCAUCACCUUGUUGACACAGGCAGGAGUAAGAGGGACUUAGUGUUUCUCCUUGAUGGGUCGGAUGAGUCCAGAAAUGGCCUACCAGCUAUUCGUGAGUUCAUCAGAAGAAUGAUGGAAGACCUGGAAAUUGGCGAAGAUAAGAUUCGGGUGUCUGUCGUACAGUAUAGUAAUGACAACACAGUUUACUUAAAACUUAAAACUCACAGAUCAAAAAAAGCAAUAAUCCACGCAGUCAGAAGUCUCCGCCAUAAAGGAGGAAGACCUCGGAACACUGGAGCUGCUCUACAGUUUGUGCGAGACCAUGUUUUUACACCUUCAUCUGGGAGCAGACGUCUGGAGGGAGUCCCUCAGAUUCUAUUUUUACUAACAGGUGGCAAGUCCAAUGAUGAUGUCUCUCAAGCAGCAUUAAACCUCAAAGAAAUCGGUGUUCUGUCUUUCGCCAUUGGAAUGAAAAACACUAAUCAGGAGGAGCUUCAAAGAAUUGCCUUCUCCCCCAGAUUUCUUUUCAACCUUCCUGUCUUUGGUGAACUUUUGUCUAUUCAGCCGGAGAUUGCUUCAUUUGUCAAGGCUGAAAUACGAAUUGAGCCCCCCACUAUUGUAGGUAAGAAGCGUCGCAGAUUUGCAUUUGAGAGUUGA